ACAAUACUCUAUGGUUGCUCCACUUAUCUGAUAUCCAUGGUCAGUACCGUACCGGUGACGUCAUCCAGAAGCGACCCAGCGGUUUCAAAGAUGGCAGCGGUUCGCUGUCGAAGAGACCCUUGUGGAUUUGUAUGUCUGAUUUUAACGUAUUUCAGCGUUUUCUAUGCCGACUACGUGGUAAUUCAAUACGUCCUAAUCCCAGCAUAUUCCGGGAGUGCUUGGUGCUCGAUGCACGGUGCCUUCUUCAACAUCCUCCUUAUCCUGCUCCUGGCCUGUCACUCAAAGGCUGUCUUCUCAGACCCAGGUAUGGUGCCACUCCCAGAGACAGCCAUCGACUUCUCCGACCUCCGGUCUCAGUCCUCUCGCAGAAAUGAUCGGGGCUGUGAGGGCUGGACAGUGUGCAGCCGGUGUGAGACGUAUCGACCCCCCCGUGCUCAUCACUGCAGAGUCUGCCAGAGAUGCAUCCGACGCAUGGAUCACCACUGCCCCUGGAUAAAUAAUUGUGUGGGGGAGCUAAACCAGAAAUACUUUAUCCAGUUCCUCUUUUAUACUGGACUAGCCAGUCUGUACUCUAUAGCGCUGGUGGUGUCUGCCUGGGUCUGGAGGAUUCGCAGCGAGAGAGAGGGCGAUGAAGACGGAGACAGAGAUCCCAGCGAAGCUCCCAGCAAACACCUGACAGUAGCACAUUAUAUCAUCCUUCUUGUGGAGUCGGUGCUUUUUGGAGUUUUUGUCUUGGUCAUCUUCUACGAUCAGCUAGUAUCCAUCAUUACGGAUGAAACACCGAUUGAACAGAUGAAAAACAGACUAAUGAAGGACAGAGCUUCCGGCUCCCAGCACACGCACACAAUGCACACACACACACGCAAACCCAAACUAGCGCUCCUCAGAGAGGUCUUUGGAAGAGGGUCAGUUCUGUGUUGGCUGUUUCCUCUCCAUGCCAGCCCCCCCUCAGCCGGGGGGAUGACCUACUCUGCUCUGCCGGACUACGAUGUGUGACGCUGUAAUGCUGUAACCUUUAUAGUGGAAGUGUUGGAGCAGACAUUGGCUGUGUUCAAAACUGCAUACUAUCUGUACUUGGCAUACUAACUGUGAUGUAAAAUGAGUACAUAGUAUGCUUCAUGUGCAUAGUGUGCUCAUUCUGAGUCUACAAGAAGUGUCGGGAUGCAUGCAUACUACAUUGCACAUGUGCAAAAAAAUGUGAUCAAGGUUGCUCAGUGGUAAAGAGCAUCACGGCUAGGUGUCAACACUGAGUAGCCAAUCGUAUGGUGUGAUUGCAAGGAAUAAUUUCUGAUGACACAACUCUGGCAGCAGCACCACCUAGCUUUCAACUGAUGUAUUGGAAAAUGCAUUAGCAUGCACACAGCUUACUUCUGAAGAAAAUUCAAUGACAUGGCAAAUUUCCUAGAACAACCUCUGAUGACAACGGAAACAGAGGGAAGUACAGAAAAAAACUCUGUCCCGUAUUAAUUCAGUAAGGAAUGCUACAUUUUAUUCAGCGAUAAGGGACGAUUCCAUGGGGGUGGCAACACCAAAGACGCUGUAUGUGGGAGUAUGCUUGUGGGAAUCUUGGUGCAUUAAAAAACUAUAUAAAUGAUGACAGUAAUGACCAAAAGUGGAAUAUUUGUAUGGAAACUGAGAGCAGUAACACUAAAGAGAAAAUUAUCCAGCGAUUUAUAUCAGUAUUUUUAUUUAUUUUGGCCAUGGAUGAAAAAUACAUUAAUGAACAAUAUCUGUAUAUGUAGUGAAAUUUAGUCAAUCUAAUGAGAUGUGUUUACAACGUGGCUACUGAUGGCUGCAGAUGGUGUGGUUAAGGGUACUCAAUUCCAAAACAUCCUGUGUACCAGCUAUUCAUGCUGAUGUCCAUCUUAGUAUGUAAUGCAUAGUACAUACUAAUGUAGGAUUUAGUAUGUAAGUUUUGAACACAGCCAUUGUGAGAUCAGUUUUAUUGCCCCUUCCUGCAGGGUACUACAACCCAAAGAGCCACUGCUAAUAUACGCUAAUACACACCUCACUAACACACACCAAUACACACCUCACUAACACACACCAAUACACACCUCACUAACACACACCAAUACACACCUCCCUAACGCACCAAUACACACCUCACUAACACACACCAAUACACACCUCACUAACACACACCAAUACACACCUCCCUAACGCACCAAUACACACCUCACUAACACAUGCCAAUACACACCUCUCUCGCGCACCAAUACACACCUCACUAACACAUGCCAAUACACACUUACCUAACGCGCCAAUACACACCUCCCUAACACACCAAUACACACCUCACUAACACAUGCCAAUACACACCUCCCUAACGCACCAAUACACACCUCACUAACACAUGCCAAUACACACCUCACUAACACACACCAGUACACACCAAUACACACCUCACUAACACACACCAAUACACGCCUCACUAACACAUGCCAAUACACACCUCCCUAACGCAGCAAUACACACCUUACUGAGACAUUAAUAUUGUUUUCCUUAAUGUAACCAUUACUGCUGUUAAAUAAUGGAACAACAUAUUGUCAUCAGUGUGACAUCUGUAUUGGAAUGUGUAUGUAUGUGUGCACGUGCACAGUUCUUACUGUCUUAAGUGUAAAUAAUAAUGUAUUUUGUAAUGUAUUCUUAUGCAUUACUGUUACAUACAAGUGCUCAAGGAGCAGAGUGUGGCAGUAUCACCGUGCGCUUCAGUCUGAGGUGUACAGUGGGAGGUGUAGUGAUGAGGAUUAUGUACUUUACUAUUUAAUGUAUAUUAUGUACUUUACUAUUUAAUGUAUAUUAUGUACUUUACUAUUUAAUGUAUAUUAUGUACUUUACUAUUAUUAUUGCAUACAGUACAGUGUGAAAUAAAGUCUGUACAUCUGGAA
Molecule: messenger RNA, 2891 nt
Organism: Anguilla rostrata (American eel)
Lineage: Eukaryota; Metazoa; Chordata; Actinopteri; Anguilliformes; Anguillidae
Product: zf-DHHC domain-containing protein
Exons: 10
Coding region: 37-996 (319 amino acids)
Molecular function (GO): palmitoyltransferase activity
Source: RefSeq, a predicted model, not a curated record